This is a messenger RNA of Plutella xylostella (diamondback moth), 1755 nucleotides long. It is a transcript of the gene Sec61alpha, whose product is annotated as SEC61 translocon subunit alpha. Lineage: Eukaryota; Metazoa; Arthropoda; Insecta; Lepidoptera; Plutellidae. Gene Ontology annotation, biological process: protein transport. Gene Ontology annotation, cellular component: membrane. The record is from RefSeq and is a predicted model, not a curated record.
CGUGUCAUUUGAAGACGGCUCGCUGGCGGCUUUGCGCACGUUCAUUUUCGUAAAAGUCCAGUUGGAGUGGUAUUAUUGAAGAAAAGUUGAAUGGUUUCGGUCGAUUUAUUAAGUUAAUAUUAUAGUUAGGAUAGUUAAAUCUCAAUAAAUCAAAAUGGGAAUCAAAUUCCUCGAAGUUAUAAAGCCCUUCUGCAGUAUACUGCCAGAAAUAGCGAAACCCGAAAGAAAGAUCCAAUUCCGAGAGAAAGUAUUAUGGACUGCCAUCACUCUAUUCAUUUUCUUAGUAUGCUGUCAGAUCCCCCUGUUCGGUAUCAUGUCGUCAGACAGUGCGGAUCCCUUCUACUGGAUCCGUGUGAUCCUGGCGUCCAACAGAGGAACCCUCAUGGAACUCGGUAUCUCCCCGAUCGUGACAUCUGGACUGAUCAUGCAACUGCUGGCUGGAGCCAAAAUCAUUGAAGUCGGUGACACACCCAAGGACCGAGCCCUCUUCAAUGGUGCACAAAAAUUGUUCGGCAUGGUGAUCACGGUGGGUCAGGCCAUCGUGUACGUGAUGACUGGCAUGUACGGAGAGCCGGCCGAGAUCGGAGCCGGAGUCUGUCUGCUCAUCAUCAUCCAACUGUUUGUCGCUGGUCUCAUUGUGUUGCUGCUUGAUGAGUUGCUGCAAAAAGGAUACGGUCUGGGCUCGGGUAUCUCGCUGUUCAUCGCCACCAACAUCUGCGAGACCAUCGUGUGGAAGGCGUUCUCCCCCGCCACCGUCAACACUGGUCGCGGCACAGAGUUCGAAGGGGCCGUCAUCGCUCUGUUCCACCUACUAGCCACGCGCCCGGACAAGGUGCGCGCUCUCCGCGAGGCCUUCUACCGACAGAACCUGCCCAACCUGAUGAAUCUGCUGGCCACUGUGCUGGUGUUCGCGAUAGUGAUAUACUUCCAGGGCUUCCGCGUGGACCUGCCCAUCAAGUCGGCUCGCUACCGCGGCCAGUACUCGUCCUACCCGAUCAAGCUGUUCUACACCUCCAACAUCCCCAUCAUCCUGCAGUCGGCGCUCGUGUCUAACCUCUACGUCAUCUCUCAGAUGUUAGCCGUGAAAUUCAGCGGCAACUUCCUCGUCAACCUCUUGGGCGUGUGGGCGGACGUCGGCGGCGGCGGCCCGGCCCGAGCCUACCCCGUGGGCGGUCUCUGCUACUACUUCAGCCCCCCCGAGUCUCUAGCCCACAUAGCCCACGACCCCUUCCACGCUGUGUUGUAUAUCUUCUUCAUGCUCGGCUCCUGCGCUUUCUUCUCUAAGACCUGGAUCGAUGUGUCCGGGUCUUCGGCUAAGGAUGUGGCGAAACAACUGAAGGAGCAGCAGAUGGUGAUGCGCGGCCACCGAGACAACUCGAUGAUCCACGAGUUGAACCGGUACAUCCCCACGGCGGCGGCCUUCGGAGGCCUCUGCAUCGGAGCCCUGUCAGUCCUAGCUGACUUCCUCGGGGCCAUCGGCUCAGGCACCGGUAUCCUCCUCGCCGUCACCAUCAUAUACCAGUACUUCGAGAUCUUCGUCAAGGAACAGGCGGAAAUGGGCGGCAUGAGCACACUCUUAUUCUAAGCUCGAUAAUCUCUAGGCUGUAUUUGUUGUGUAUCUGGGUACCUACAAUGAAUAUGUACUGGAAGGUGUAGAGUGUGUUAGAUGUUUAGUGUUGUGUACGUUCUGUGGAGCGAGUGGGUUAUGUGCUAUUUAUAUGAGAUGAACUUUAUAAUAAAAUAAUUUAAAAUAAA